Molecule: messenger RNA, 847 nt
Organism: Talaromyces stipitatus ATCC 10500
Lineage: Eukaryota; Fungi; Ascomycota; Eurotiomycetes; Eurotiales; Trichocomaceae
Exons: 3
Source: RefSeq, a predicted model, not a curated record
CCCCACACCUUUUGCAGAGCCAUUUAUUAACUGGCUGGACCUCCAGGGCCUAGUACUCAUCUCUGACAUAGACUGUCCCACACAUGAAAGGGGUAACGUGUUAGACCUCAGUUUUGCCUCAAGCCCUCUGGCACUUGCGGGAGCUAAAUCUAGCAUAGCGAGCCACUUAGAUGCAACCUCAGACCAUCAACCACUAAUCACUACUGUACCAUGGGAUCAGAGGUACAAGGAAACAGCUCAGAAACUGAGAUUUAACAUACUAGACCACACCUGCUUCCUCUCGCUCCUCGCCUCUAAUCUUGCUAGUAUCGAGUGCUCAACCAUGACAGAAGAAGAUCUUGAUGCCCUCGCUGAAAAACUAACAUCUGCAAUUCAAGGAGCAUAUAGAGGCUCUGCCAAGAGAACCCUGACACAAGACUGCAAGAAAGCUUUACACAAUUACCGCUUAGGCCUCUACUCAAAGACAGACUUCCGCAGGAUAACUAGAUGGUCUCAACGACAAUUUUGGCGAGAUAAGCUCUCUACGGUAAUACAAAUGAAGGAUGUCUUUGAUAUGAGCACCUUCCAAAGCCCUCCACUGAAGGAUCCACUGAGAUCCAACAGCUUCCCAGCAGUUACUAUACACGAGAAACGAGAUAUACUAGUCCAGAAUCUUCUCCAAAACUCGGCUGAGGUAGGAGACAUACCUCUGGACUCCCCAACAGUCCCUUCCACUAGUCUCUACUUCCCAGAUAUAUCGAUGCUACAAGUGGAGGAGUCAGUACUUCAGGCAGGAAACACAGCCCCUGGCGCAGAUAAAAUCCCAACCUGCAUACUCAAAGUAGCAUGGCCUCUAAUCAAAGAUAAG